CUCUAUUAUAAAGUACACACUACUUGUAUUACUAAAACAUAUAAAAAAAAGUGUCAGUGUCAAAAUGUCAAUGUAAUUUAAAUUAAGGGGAAUUGAAAGGGCCAACAUAAUCUAACACAAAAUCAAUAAAAAUGGUGGAGGAUCUCUCACUCACACACCUUUAUUACCUUUAUUUUUCCACGUAAGUGGGCCUCACACAAACCUCUCUCCCUUUAUAAAUUCUCCACUCUUCACACUCACACUUUUGUUCAUCUCAAAGAAAACAAAAGAAUCAGUAGAGAGAGUCAGAGAUAAUGGGUGGUAAUAGUUAUCGGUUUAAGCUAUCGGAGUUACUCCCUAACGCAUGGUUUUACAAACUUAAAGACAUGGCCAAAUCUAAGAAGAAGAAACUUCAGAGCCAACCAAACAGCACCUCCUCCUCCAAGAAGAAACGCCACGCAGUCCCUACUCCUACGUCCACGACGGCACGCAGUCCUAGGCCUCCUAGGCGCUCUUCUCACUCUUCCAAACCGCCACCCUCCCAUACGCCCAGAAAGUCCUCCGGGAACCGUCUUCGUCACCGAGCCACCGUCGACUCUAAGUCAUCCACGACUUCGGGAGACACCACUGCCACAGAAACUGGUUCUUUCUCACCGGAGUUUCGCUCGGAUCAAGUUCUCCUCCCCGACGAGUCAUUAACGGGCUCAUGGCAUAGCCCUUGCAGCUCCAAGCUAUACAAACCCGCAGCCUUUACGCCGCCGCCGGAACUCGAUCUCCGGCCCAUCAUCACCAAACCGGUCGCCACCGGACGGAAAACGGCGGUUAGUUCUCCGGCAGGGGUGAGACUUAGAAUGCGCUCGCCGCGAAUCUCGGUGAGCAGCAGCGCAAGGAGAAGCGGGUCGUCGGCGCGGAGGAGCAGGGCUGUGGUGAAGGCGUCGGUGGAUCCGAAGAGAGACUUCAAGGAAUCGAUGGAGGAGAUGAUCGCUGAGAACAAGAUAAGAGCGACAAAGGAUCUAGAGGAGCUUUUGGCUUGCUAUCUCUGUCUCAAUUCAGACGAGUAUCACGCUAUUAUCAUCAAUGUCUUCAAGCAAAUCUGGCUUGACCUUAAUCUUAAACCCCAUUCCAACAAAUAAUAAUAUUUGUUUUUUUUUUUUAA
Molecule: messenger RNA, 1135 nt
Organism: Arabidopsis lyrata subsp. lyrata
Lineage: Eukaryota; Viridiplantae; Streptophyta; Magnoliopsida; Brassicales; Brassicaceae
Product: transcription repressor OFP1
Exons: 1
Coding region: 294-1112 (272 amino acids)
Biological process (GO): negative regulation of DNA-templated transcription
Molecular function (GO): DNA binding
Source: RefSeq, a predicted model, not a curated record